ACGCCGCUACGUGUUGAAAUAAUCACGAAAAAAUGUGCUAGUCAAUGCUAAAAUGUAAUUAAAAUAUUUCAAGCACUGUACACAAAAGCGUUCAAAUGAAUGCAUAACAAAUUACGUGCUUUAAACAUCGCCUGUUGUUUAUGAACAUGGUCUGAAAUCUAGCAAGGCGUAAAACAUUUCCGAUGCCAAAUAUAUGCGCGCUGUCACUUUGUGGGACAGCCAUUUUGUUUCGCGUUACACACACAUGCACAUUUAAAAUUCACCACCAACUCUGCAUUGCCACCACCAAUGUGUGUGAAAGGUGCAGCUAGUCUUAUGUGAGCGCGUGCUUGCGUGUGUAUGUGUCUGUAUUCGCAUUUUGAGUAAUUUCGAAAAUUUUUGUAUAUUUGAUGGCGACAACGACAUCGACGGCUGCUUUACUCACAAGAAACGCGCGUUUGUCGAAAAUUGUAGCGCGUACGUAUAUAGUUACGCUUAGCAAUUGUGUAGAAUUUUUUUCCUGUUGUAUUUUUUGAAACACAUGCAACAAAAAUCAAUUAUUUUAAACCACCAACAACAAAUUACAUUAAAUCCCAUUUUUGAAAACAUAACGCGCAACAACUGCAGCAGUAAUGAAAUAUUGUGGGAUAUAAAUUCUUUUGGAAAUUCAAUUCAACUAUAACAUCAUCGACAACAAACAAAAACAGCCUUCAUUUAUAUUGGUACCACUACAACUCUUUUUUUUAAAUAAAAAAAAAUAUAUAUUAAUAAAAACAACAACGUAGCUAAAGUACGGAUUUAACAGCAGCAGCAGCAAAAAACAACAAUAAAUAUAUCGCUGCUGGAAACAAACAAAUGACCAAUAAAAGAAGAAGCAACACCAGCUCGUGCCACAACAACACUAUAACUCAUCAACUAUAACUGAGAGAGAGACUAUUAAGUACUAUUAGCUAACAGCAGAAUUACCAACAACUACAGCUGCAAAACUAACAACUUCCAAUACAAAAAACAACAAAAAAAUAAUAAAUAAAUAUAAUUAAAUAACACUGUGCUUUUUAACAAAAUAAAAAUGCACAGACAACUCCGGCAAAGUGCAACUGCUGAGAACCAUUGAAACCACCAUAUACGGAAGCACACGCCACGCCAGUGAGACGGCACGUGGUGCUUGUACUUUUGUUACAGUUACCUAAAUUUGCUGAGUAUGCAUACGGCGUUGAAACGGAAACAAAACCCAGCAGCACCCACAAGAUCAGCAGCAAUAACAAUAAUAAUAAGGAUCGCAAGAACACCAAUAUUAACAACAACAUCAAUAACAAGGAUAACAAGAUCAAUAACAGCAGCAUUGAGAGGAGUUAGAGGAGAAGUUGCAGCCGCAGUAAGAGGGUGUGGUGAAAAUUUAGUCAAAUCAGUCCCCCAAAUAAAAUUGGGUGGUUGUGGUAGUCACAGAAGUAGACACAACAGUAGGCACAAUCGCAGCCACAGGAGCAAUUCGACUAGUUGCAGACACAGCAAGUUAACAAAAAUAUUGCUGCUCUGAGCACAGUCGAAAGCGCAGGAAAGCGAGGACGAGACGGCCCCGGGGAUUGUGUGUGUCGGCCGUCUCUGUCUGUCAGCUUAACUAAAGGAGAGCGCUUCAUUAUCAACAUCAUCAUCAUUAUUCAUACGAGGUAUUUGGCAGCAGUAGUAUCAGCGACCACAAGUUAAUAACCACAAACGGAGGCAACAGCAGAGGAAGUAGUAGGAGGAGCAGAAGCAGCAGCAUGUCGUCCAACGACCCACCGCCACGGCAUGAGCCCAUUGUGGAGCCUAUCAAUGGUAUUGUGCAGCCUCCGGUGGUACCACCACCGGAGCGACCCGGUCGCAAUACAAAUCAAUUGCAAUAUUUGAUCAAAACCGUCAUGAAGGUCAUUUGGAAACAUAAUUUCUCUUGGCCAUUUCAACAGCCUGUGGAUGCGAAAAAAUUAAACCUGCCCGACUAUCAUAAGAUAAUUAAACAUCCCAUGGAUAUGGGCACGAUAAAGAAACGGCUGGAAAAUAAUUAUUAUUGGUCGGCCAAGGAAGCCAUACAUGAUUUCAAUACAAUGUUUAGUAAUUGCUAUGUGUAUAACAAACCAGGCGAAGAUGUUGUUGUUAUGGCGCAAACACUUGAAAAAGUUUUUCUCCAGAAGAUUGAAUCAAUGCCCAAGGAGGAGCUUGAACUGGAGCCAGUCACAGCGAAGGGUGGACGUAAAAAGCAACGAGCACCAGCCACACCAAAAGCACAGAGCGCCACAAGUCUUGGAGUCGCGAGUGCUGGUGCUGCUGGUGGUAGUGCAGUGGCCAGCAGCACUCCAGGAUCGGCAACCACUAAGGCGGCACAAUCCUCACAGUUGCCCGUCAUGAAUGCUGCACAUUUAGCCGCUUCAGCGGCGGCCGGAUCACGACCUCUCUCAGCCAUGGGCGGCACGGUUUCAUCAACGGCCGGCGGUGGCGGCACAGGCGGCGGUGCACCGUCCAUACCACCGAUUAGCACAAUGCCACCACAUACGGUGCCGGGAAGCACAAAUACAACGACCACGGCCAUUGGUGCCGGCGCAGCGGGUGGGGCUGGCGGCGGUACUGCAGAAACUAAUGUAAAUGCCGUCGCUGCAGCUCUAAAGGCAGCAGCUGGUGUUGGGAGUGUAACAGCAACAGCAGCAGCAGCGGCGGCCGCCUUCGCGGCCACCUUAACGCAGGCGGGUUAUGGCGCAGGCGCACAGACGGCAUCGCUGCUCGAUGGUAACGCUAGUGCUGCGGCAGCAGCAGCCGGCGCCACUGGAGCGGGUACGGGCGUGACAAUACCAUCGGCUGCCGUGAAUUCCGCCAACGCGGUGCAGGCCUAUGUGAAUAGUACGGCGGGUGUGGGAGUUGAUGCGGUAAUACCGCCUCAGCAGCCGGCCAAAAUGAAGAAGGGCGUUAAACGGAAGGCGGACACCACAACUCCAACGGCGAAUGCAUUUGAAUCGCCCUAUGCGCAAAUGGACUCAAAAUCGGCCAAGAUAGCGACGCGGCGGGAAUCCAAUCGUCAGGAUCUUACAUUCCAGGGCUCGGGUUACCCCAUGUCACCUUUGGGCGCUGCCGGUGUUGCUGGCUUAGUUGCCGGCGGCGCUGUAGGCGUGGCUGGCGCCAAGUCCAAGGAGAAACUCUCCGACGCACUGAAAUCAUGCAAUGAAAUCCUCAAGGAGCUCUUCUCCAAGAAGCACUCCGGCUAUGCCUGGCCUUUCUACAAGCCAGUGGAUGCCGAACUGCUUGGCCUGCACGACUAUCACGACAUUAUCAAGAAACCCAUGGAUUUGGGUACUGUGAAGCGGAAAAUGGACAAUCGCGAAUAUAAAAGUGCGCCGGAGUUUGCGGCCGAUGUGCGAUUAAUAUUCACCAAUUGCUAUAAAUACAAUCCGCCAGAUCAUGAUGUUGUUGCCAUGGGUCGCAAAUUGCAAGACGUUUUUGAGAUGCGCUACGCCAAUAUACCCGAUGAGCCAGCAACUAAUGCGGCCCACCAUCACGGCUACACGAGCACUUCUAAGCACGAUGCCAGCGAUUCAUCUACCGAGGAUUCCAGCGAUACAGAGAACGAGUCAAAUUCGGAUGAGGAGCGUAGUGCCAAACUGAAAAUGCUCGAAUCGAAGUUGUUGGGUUUGCAGGAGGAGAUACGGAAACUGGUCGAGGAGGCCUCAGCCAAAAAGAAGGCCAAGAAGAAACUCAAGGAGAAGAAAAAGAGCAUCGGUGGUAGCGGUGGUGGUCAUCAUGCGCACGCAACAGGCGCCGGCGGAGCUGGUGGUGGUCAUGGUAAUGUUUCAGUUACUGGUGGCGUUGCAGCGUUGGCGGGAAGUGGGCCAGCCGGCGCCAAUUUAUCGGCCCUGCUUAACAAUUCGCUGGUGGGACCAGGUGGUGCCGGCGGUGGAACAGGGGUGCCUGCAGCCGCUGCGCUACAUGCACACGAUAUGGCGAUGGUCAUGAGCCAGCUGACGGGUGGUGCUGCCGCUGCUGGUGCGGGAGUGACUGCUGGUGGCAAAGCAGGCGCUCUGGCUGGCGCAUUGGCGGCUGGAGCGGCGGCGGGCGCAGGUGGUACCGGUGGCGGUGGUGGCAGCAGUAAAGGUGCUAAAGUCAAAGGUCAGCGUGGCACAAAGGGUGCUACUGGCGUUGGCGCGGGUGGUGCGGCGGCCGGUGUGGGCGCUGGUUCUGGAGCAGGUGCAACUGGUGUCGGUGCGAGCGCUGGUGGUGCAGGUGGAGCUGGCGGCGGUGCUGCGGGCGGUGCAUCCAAACGCGCCAAAAGCGGUAGCGGUGCCGGCGGCGGUGGUGCGGGUGCUGGUGCUGGUGGUGCGGGUGCACGCGGCAGCAGUAAAAAGAAACCCAGCCAGGUGAUGAACUUCGACUCCGAAGAGGAGGAUACCGCCAAGCCUAUGUCGUACGAUGAGAAGCGCCAAUUAUCAUUGGACAUCAACAAGCUGCCAGGUGACAAAUUGGGCCGUGUGGUGCACAUCAUACAGAACCGUGAGCCAUCGCUGCGGGAUUCGAAUCCGGAUGAGAUUGAAAUUGAUUUCGAGACACUGAAGCCGUCGACGCUGCGCGAGCUUGAAAGCUAUGUGGCGUCGUGUUUACGCAAAAAAACACAUAAAAAGCCUUCCGGGAAAUCAAAGGAUGAACAGAUGGCCGAAAAGAAACAAGAGCUGGAGAAACGGUUACUAGACGUGACUGGUCAGCUAGGUGCGAGCAAGAAAACAGCAAAGAAAGAUGAAUCGACAUCAAAUAAAGUUGAAGCUGUACAGCCAGCGAAUCGUUUGUCAUCAAGUUCAAGUUCCAGCGAUUCAUCGUCCUCGAGUUCGAGUGAUAGCAGUUCAAGUGACUCGAGCGACAGUGAAGCAGGUGAUGAACGGCCACCACGCAAGAAAAAAUCACGUGAUUCAAAUGGAAGCAAUGUAAAUAAUCCAAGCCUGAGCGGCGCUCUAGCCGGCAAUCUGCCAGCCGGUGCCAUACCACCGACCCUUCCACACACGACGCUGCCAAAUGUGCUGACCACAGGGGCACCGGCAACGACACCUACAUCACAAAUGAUGUCCAUUGCGGCGGCCGCUCAUGCAGCAAACCUUCUGGGCAGUGGUAAUCCAUUAGCGGCCAUACUGAACAAUAACAAUAAGAGCGGGCCGGGCAACUUUGGGGCGCCAGCGACGGGCAUGAUGCACGGUCAUAAGAAUGGACCAAAUGAUCAGGUGGCCGGAGGCAAAGCGCCUGGCACGACGCCGCUGCCGUCGCACGGCUUCUCAGGUGGCGCAGCAACGCAGACGACUAGCAGUGUAGGUGGAAUACGCAUAGCCAGCAAUCUGCACAAGCAGCCGCCCAGUAUGGCGGCAGGUGCUGGGGCCGGUGAUCUGAGCGAGCAUCAUGCAGCGCUAACGGCUGCGCUGUCGUCGAGCGUUAAUAGUGGCAGUGGCAAUACAAGCGGCGGUAGCGGCGUCUGCGUUGGUGGCAGUGUUGCCGGUCUCAAUAACACACACAACACAUCCCCACUCGACGGGGUUGGGGUAGGUGGGGGCGCGGGCAGUGAUCCUACAGUAUCGCUGGCCGCUGGCCUCAAACAAAUACCACAAUUCGAUGAUCCUGUUGAACAGUCACUGGCGUCCCUGGAAUACAAUGCAAACACGAGCAAAUCAUCGGCGCUUGCGGAUAAUUUUUUGAUGACUCAUCAGGCGCAUCUAAUGCAACAGCCCGGAGGCAAUAUGCAACAGCAGCAACAGUCACAACAGUUUGGACACCAGCAACAGCAGCAGCAGCAACAACAACAAAUGGACUUAGUGUCGGAGUUGUUGGCCAAGGAGAACGUGAGCGGCAUGAAUGGUAAUUUGUCCCUCCAUUCCUUGCCCUCCUCAAUGUUCAGUCUGGAUAUGGUCACUGCGUACCAGAAGCAGCAGCAGCAGCAACAACAUGGCCAGCAUCAACAAACGAACGCGCACAACAAUGGCUACAAUGUGUCCGAUUUUGGCUUUGAUAAUCUCAAUCUGGCUGCAGCGACAUCAUUCCUGGAUCAGUUGACGCCUGCCAUGGGUGUGAUGAUGGGUGGCAACAAUGGCGGCAAACUUAAGGAUAACACCAAUCUAUCGGCGAAUGAUCAGCAACAACAGAUGCAGCAGCAGCAACAACAAAUCCAGCAGCAACAGCAGCAAAUUCAAUCACAUUUGGCACAGCAGCAGCAACUUCAACAACAGCAACAACAACAGCAGCAGCAGCAUCAUCAUCAGCAGCAACAACAUCACGGCCAUCAGCAACAGCAGCAGCAACAACAACAACAGAGUGGUCAGCCCUCCAAUAAAAUGCUCAUCAUACCGAAACCAAUCGAGUCCAUGAUGCCUAGCCCGCCCGACAAGCAAAAAGUGCUGCCGCCACAGCAGUCGCCGUCUGAUCUGAAAAUGUAUAGUUGUGGUGGAGGCAGUGCGCCAAAUGCGCAAGGCAACUUUGCACAUGCUUUUAAAUCGGCCGAACAAAACCUAAAGAAUGCCAGCUCAUGGUCCUCGCUGGCCUCAAACUCACCGCAGAAUACGGCGGCUACGUCGAGCAAAGCGAAGCCGGCCAUGGACUCGUUUCAGCAGUUCCGCAAUAAAGCCAAAGAACGUGAUCGCCUCAAGCUCCUUGAGGCGGCCGAGAAGGAGAAGAAAUAUCUAAAGGAAGUGGCUGAAAAGGAACAGCAGCGCAAGCACCACAAAUCCUCAUCCUCGGUAGCGGCCGCUGCGGCCACAGCUGCAGCAGCUGCGAGCUCUGGGGGCGGCACUGGCAGCAAUAUCUCAUCGCAGGCUGCAACGCAAAGUGGAGAGCGGGAACGGGAGCGCAGCAGCAGCGGAGCGGAUGGUGGCGGACGUUCAUCAGGCAGUGGUGGUGGCAGCGGCGGUGGUGCUGUCGGUGGCAAUGGCAACAGCAACAACUCCAUCAACAGCAAUGGGCCCGGCAGUGUCGGCAGCGGUAAUGGCGCGAAUAGCGGUGGCAGCGCGAGCGGCGGUGGUGGCGGCAGUUUAGUCAACGUCAGCAGUAAUAGCAAUAGCGGUGGCGGCGCUGUCAGUGGUGGUGGCAUCGGCAGCGCCGCCAGCAGCAAUAGCAACAGUAGUGCAGGCGCCACCGUUGGCGGCGCAGGCUCCAAUAGUCAAGCAAGCAGUAGUGGAGGUGGUGGCAGCAACGCCUCUGGCAAUGGACACCAAGGCGGUCAUGCUCAUGCCAAGACUCACCAUGCUGCUGCAGCCGUGGUUGCAGCCACAGCGCAAGCGGCAGCAACGGCCUUAACGGCUGUCUCAAUGGGCGCCUCCCCAUUGGGCUCCAUGGAAAGUGGACGUAAAAGCGUGCAUGAUGCGCAGCCGCAAAUAUCGCGUGUCGAUGACAUUAAGGCUUCGCCGGGCCAGGGUCAAAGUUCGCCAGCGCAGCAAUCGCCGCAGGAUCGUGCGGCUGCAAAACGUGCGGAACAACGGCGUGCCGAACAGGAGCGUCGUCGUCGCGAGGCGCUGGCCGGCCAAAUCGAUAUGAACAUGCAGAGCGAUCUCAUGGCUGCCUUCGAGGAGACCCUGUAGGCAACGGCCACCAGGGCUGCUGCACGCACUGACGACAGAAGCGAGGGCAGCGGCAGCGGCGGCAGCAGCACCAGAACUUGCACCACAAAGUUACAACUUCGGCGCCGUCAACAUGGCAAGAAAAGUGUCUGGGAAUACCAAAAGAAAUGAUGAAAACAGCGCUUACAACACAACAACAAUUAAACAAGACAGCCAAACAAAAUAAUAUAUUAAUAUAUAUAUAAAAUAUAUACAAAAAAUAUAUUUAUAUAUAUAUACACAUAAAGGAAACCAACAGCAACAGCAACAACAACGACGACAAUUUAAAAUAAUUGUUAAACAUAAGCAAUGUUCUAAAGCGUAAAUACAUACGUACAUUAUUAGUGAGUUACUCAUAGAUAAUUGUAUGCAGGCAUGUAUGUAUGUACGUAUGCAUAUAUAUAUGCAUGCAUACAUCAUGCACACACACAAACACACACACACUUAUAAAUGUACCAAACUAAACAGACAGACAGAGCUGCUGGAAUUGUGGUGCCAAUUUGUAAUGCAAUCAUCGUUCGACAAGCGCAGCAGCAGCAACAACAACAAUAACAACAUCAAUAAAACAACAACAAUUCUAACAAAAAAGGCAUAUUUCCUUUGGUUUACAAUACAUUUUUUUUUGUUUUUUUUUUUAAAUAAUAAUAAUUAUGUUAUGAAUGCUUUUAAGAUAAGUCUUAAAUUGUAAUUGUAUUAAGGAUAAACUUUUUUUUAAUAUACUAUAAUUGUUAACUAAUUUAAAAAAAAAUCACUUACAGCAAAACAAA
This is a messenger RNA of Scaptodrosophila lebanonensis, 8326 nucleotides long. RefSeq names its product homeotic protein female sterile (gene fs(1)h). Lineage: Eukaryota; Metazoa; Arthropoda; Insecta; Diptera; Drosophilidae. The transcript has 13 exons. The record is from RefSeq and is a predicted model, not a curated record. Gene Ontology annotation, cellular component: nucleus; chromatin. Gene Ontology annotation, biological process: regulation of DNA-templated transcription; chromatin remodeling. The coding region runs from base 1740 to 7541 and encodes 1933 amino acids.